ACAUUUGGCACUAUGAUAAUCGUGCCCCCACGUCCAAUUCCCGGAAAUCAAAAUCUCCAGUGCUUACUUGUCGACCUAUUGAGUCACGAUCUACCUAUGCCCGGAAACUGGUGCACGGUUCAAGAUGAGUUGGGAAUAUACAAACCAUUGGGCAAUUUAUUACAGUUUCAACGUCAACCACCCUGGCCAGUGUCACUUAUUUACAAGUGCUUUGGUUUCUAUCGUGGUCGUGUCAUUUGGACGUCAAUUCAAAUGGUCCUAGAAAAGACCGUCUCUAAUGACACAAUUGCACCCAGAUGGAACAUUGUCUAUCAGGGCACAAACAAGAGCAUAGUUUACAAUUUGAAACAAUUAUUUGGUACGGAAGAGAAAAAACUGAUCUGGUCUGCGGAACCUCUGAUACCCCGGGAAAAUCCGUUGGCUCGAUUUGAUUUGUCCGAACCGCAAAGAGAAGUAUCAAUCAGACCGAUAGAGACUGUUUACUCGAGACUGGGCAGUCAGGUAUUCAAUGUGACUGUGCGAGAUACGAAUACCGAUGAAAUUGCCGUGGGGACAAAUAUCACUGUUAUUGUGUUACCACAAGAUGCGAAUGGCACCCUGGAUGGCAUCACAAAAGAUCCCAUUUUGAUUGUCCGUAAAGAUGNCGUUGAAGAACUCCAAAUACAAGGCAGGUGGAGUGGAGCUGUGAACAGGAAGGAUUGGGACAUACUCACUAUCAAUCAUACAAACGAUCGAGCAUUGAUCCGUCCCCCAGAGAACUAUGAGGCGUUCAGUGUGACAGGGAAUGCAGAAGUUAUAUGUCAAUUCUAUGCACCGGAUCAAACACUGCUCUUCGAAUUCAAUCGCACCGUGAAAGUAACCGAUCCGACAAAGUAUGCGCUGAAAUUCGAACCGUCCAACGGUCUGAUUCACGUGGGUGAUAGCACCAUAUUCAAUUGCGUUCUAACUUCGGACAAUGCCAGUGCAGUGGAGAUGAUCAAUCGCGGCCAAUUUCAACUGACUGAUUUGAACAAUCGAGCAGAUUUGUUGUCCACACGAGAUGGAUCUGUAUCGGGGUCGGUUCACUCGCACUCCCACAUUCCCUCCCUCUCUCACGAACCAUGUGCUUGUGCAUUUUGCCAAUGCAAUCUGUCGACUGUGCGUUGUGAAACUCCACCAGAUCCGACAAAGUAUGCGCUGAAAUUCGAACCGUCCAACGGUCUGAUUCACGUGGGUGAUAGCACCAUAUUCAAUUGCGUUCUAACUUCGGACAAUGCCAGUGCAGUGGAGAUGAUCAAUCGCGGCCAAUUUCAACUGACUGAUUUGAACAAUCGAGCAGAUUUGUUGUCCACACGAGAUGGAUCUGUAUCGGGGUCGGUUCUACCGCCGGAGUCUGAGUCGAGUUACACGACGGUGGGUAGUACGAUUGUGCGUUGUGAUUACCAACUAGACGGGAAGACGGAGGCGACAACGCAAUUGAACGUGCACAUAUUACCGAGAGACAUGGAUGGCACGCUAAACGGUCCAGAUGAUCCUGGUGAUGUGGUAUUGAAAAGAGGCGAUAAUAAGACACUGGAAUGCGAUCUGCUCCCACCGGGUACUACCGCUCGACUGGAUGGCUAUUGGAAGGCAAUUGUGAAUGGCGAGCAAGCAAACAUUGUCUCGUUGAAUUUGACCCAGGGUCGAGCGUUGAUCAGUCCGCCAUCUGGUUUUGACACCUAUGAACAAUUGGGUCAGGUUCAGGUCUCCUGUCAGUUCUAUUCGAAACAGGGUGAACUGUUGCACAAAUUCGAUCGGAAUGUCACUGUAGCCGGUGAGUGCUCACUCGCAUUAUUUGCCCGACCGGCAGAGUUCCGUUGCCGUGGUGUUCGCUCAUUCCCGUCCCCAAAGCGAGAUCACCCAGUCGUCGAUGGCAAAAAGAUUCGAACCAAAAAAGAUCAUACUUUAACUCGUUGGGUCGAUAUGGACUUAUCCGCUGCACUUAAUGUGCAAAGUUCUAUUCCAAUCUACCCAGACCUAUGUCCUCUCUCUACUAAAAAGACCUAA
This is a messenger RNA of Echinostoma caproni, 2025 nucleotides long. The record is from the annotation of a GenBank genome assembly. Lineage: Eukaryota; Metazoa; Platyhelminthes; Trematoda; Plagiorchiida; Echinostomatidae.